GUGUAUGUGGUGUAAUGUGCAUGAUGAAGGGGCGUUUAGACGAGCAUUCGCUUUGUAGAACUUGUAUAUAUAUAUCUUGAGGUUCUCCUGACUGGAUUUUUGGAAAUCAUACAUACCAACAAACAAACAAACACUUCCUGCGAAACUACUCUGUGCAAAGAAAUCAGGCACACUAUCCCAAAAAAAACAAAUCAAGUCAAACACAAAACUCCCAAUCCAAACCCCCCAAGCCUAACAAUCAUGUCCGGAAAUCAAGGUGGGGGACUACUCGGCGGGCUCGUCGGCGCACUCGAUAACACUCUUACAGGCGGGCAACAAGCCAACGGACAAGGAGGACUCCUCGGAGGCGUUGGCGGUGCGCUUGGAAAGACGACUGAGGGACUCGGAAACACGUUGAAUACUACUGUUCGUGGUGUUGGAGAUGUAGCUGGUGGUGCUACUAAUGCUGUUGGGAACGUGGCCGGAGGUGCAACGGGUGCUUUGGGUGGUGCGUUGGGUGGUGCUUCAGGAGGUAGUGGUGGUGGGAGCGGGGAGCAGUUGAAUGCUUGGGGCGAACCGAUUAAGAAGUAAGGGUUGGGUUGAUGUUGUGAUAUCGAUGGGAGAGUUGGGUAUAUAUGUAUAUGAUGUUAUGAAUUUGGAUGGAAUGGGUCGGGUUUAGAUUUUUGUUCAGAAUGGAAUCUCAAGU
Molecule: messenger RNA, 685 nt
Organism: Sclerotinia trifoliorum
Lineage: Eukaryota; Fungi; Ascomycota; Leotiomycetes; Helotiales; Sclerotiniaceae
Source: the annotation of a GenBank genome assembly